This is a messenger RNA of Leucoraja erinaceus (little skate), 2563 nucleotides long. Its product is annotated as protein Largen-like. The coding region runs from base 1 to 819 and encodes 272 amino acids. The transcript has 2 exons. NCBI's taxonomy places the organism in Eukaryota, Metazoa, Chordata, Chondrichthyes, Rajiformes, Rajidae. Gene Ontology annotation, biological process: positive regulation of cell size; positive regulation of translation. The record is from RefSeq and is a predicted model, not a curated record.
AUGUCUGGGGAGCGGUGCUGGGGUGGAGAGGAUUUAAAGAUGCACAAUGUCCAGCCCAAAGUGAAAGAGCAGAUUAUGUGUAUUGUGAAAGACCUGGAACUGGUUCUAGGGGAACUGAAGACUGUUUCCACUGAGAUGAAAGAGGUGGUGGGACAAAUAGACCAACUGACCUCAAACCUGAACCUGUGCGAGGAUAUAAAUGAAAGUUACAAAAGUGAUACCCUAGACAGCAGUUCCAGCGGAGUGACAGUAUCGACUCUAGAGAAGUCCAAAGACAAGGCCAAACUGGUUAUUAAACCUAUACCAACAUCAAGCGCUGUCCUAACAGUGCUUCGCAAAUCCAAACCUCCACCCCCACCCCCACGGAGGACACCAGUCAGGGCGGCAAGCCCGGCAAAGUCAACUUGUACAAAUAACAAUCACAAAACUAAUGGCACCAACAUGCACAAUGGAACACAUUCAACUACUGACGGGCUGGAGAGAAACUGUGAAGGAUGCAGUGCAAGGUCUGACACUUCAACACGGGUGCCACAAAGUCAACUGGAAGCUGAUGAUAAAACCAAAUCAUUAUCAAACACUUUUAUCAGCCAGCAAUCCUCAAAGUGCGUCCGUUAUCCCAGCUCCACAACCAAACUUGAAGUUCCCAUACAGAGGAAAGCUUGCACAUGUGGUUGCAGUGCCAGAUCACAACACAAUACUUGUCUACACCAAAGAGCACCAUCAAUCUGUAACAGCAGCACUUCCACAACAAACGUAGCCACAGCAUCACAUUCAAAGCAUCAAUCCGCAGUCCGGAAGCCUACCUCUACAACAGUCUGAAAUAUACGUUUGCAAACAAUGCUUCUCAAUCAUCAGUCAAAUGGAAUUACAUUAACUGACAUCUCAAGAGCAUUCCAUACAGUAAGGCAGAUAACUGAAGCAGGUAAGUGACUCAAAAUGAUCACACUCGAAUUUUUACGUUUUGGCCCUUAGAAUUCAUUUCCCAAUAGACAAAAUGGGUAUUCUGCAACCACCAAACUUAAAUAUGUCAUUUUAAUUAAUUUUGUAAAUACAAACGAUAUUAAUCCAUCCACUCUUCAUGAUGUAUCUUUUGUGCAAUUGGUGUGAAUGAACACUGUACUCCACCAUGGCGGCACAGCGGUAUAGUUGUUGCCUCACAGCGGCAAAAGGUUAGGUUCAAUCCCGACCACGGGUGCUGUCUAUACCGCAUUUGUACAUUCUCCCUGUGACCGCGUGGGUUUUCUCCGGGAGCUCGUUUCCUCCCACUUUCCAAAGACGUGCAGGUUUGUAGGUUCAUUUGUUUGGUAAAAUUAAAAUUGUCCCUAGUGUGUGCAAGAACAUGCAUUAGUGUGUGGGGAUCACUGGUCAGUACAGACUCAAUGGUCGAAAGGCCUGUUUCCGCACUGUAUCUCUAAACUAAACUAAUUCUAUUACGUCAACCCUCUGUUCAAUUCUAUUUUGUGAAACAACCAUUUAUUUGGUUCCUUAUCAAAUGGCCAAAAAUAUAGCAUUCACCUCAUCUACACAAGUUAAACCUUCCAAAUAAAAGUUGCUUAAUUACAAGGAUGUUGCCAGUAUUAGAGGGUUUGAGAUGAAGGGAGUGGUUGAGCAGGCUGGGAUUUUCAAGAGAGUUCGAUAGGGCUCUUAAAUAUAGCGGAGUCAGAGGAUAUGGGCAGAAGGCAGGAACGGGGUACUGAUUGGGGAUGAUCAGCCAUGAUCACAUUGAAUGGUGGUGCUGGCUCGAAGGGCCGAAUGGCCUACUCCUGCGUUUAUUGUCAAUUGACUAUUCUCUGGAGCACAGGAGGAUGUGGGGUGAUCUUAUAGAGGUGUAUAAAACUAUGAGAGGAAUUGUUCGGGUAGGCGUACAGAUUCUCUUCCCCAGAGUAAGCGAAUCAAGAACCAGAGGGCAUGGGUUCAAGGUGAAGGGGGAAAGAUUUUAUAGUAACCCGAGAGGUAACUUUUACACGCAAAAGGUGGUGGGUGUAUGGAACGAGCUGCCGGAGGAGGUAGUUGAGGCCUCCAUAUAUUUUCCUGUUUCAGUGCCCAAAUCAAACUUGAGAUCAGACUAAAUGUAUGUCAAUCAAUGCAUCACUUCCACUUUAUGAACAUACAAAAUUUAGGAACCUCGGCAAGACCAACUCGCGUAUCAGAUCAAAAGCACGUUUGACAUGAAAUAUAUUUGAGUCUUUACAUAUUAUUGGCUGCCAUCCCUUAGCACAAACAGGGCAAAGCAUCAAUAGUGUGCCAUUAAUGUUUUUAUCUAUGACCACAUGCAAAGUAAUAUCAAAGGCAUUAGAUUCCAGGAUUAACACAAACAUCAGUUGCUCUGGAUGCUAAAUAAUCAUCUCUGUCGGCCACUUCGAAGAUAUAUACAUGGGCCCUAGUCAUGGUCUCAACCUCUUGUCUGGGGAUAAUACACUAUAGACAAUUCAGGAAAGAUUUAGUUGUGACUUUUCAGUUCUGGUUUCCUAGUAAAUUUAUUUUACACAUUCACUUACACUUAUAUCCUUUCUAAUGACAGAGAUCAGAGGUGUUAACAGUACAGUAAAGAUGGUGUACGAGA